Messenger RNA from Suillus clintonianus, 3564 nucleotides. RefSeq lists its product as uncharacterized. NCBI's taxonomy places the organism in Eukaryota, Fungi, Basidiomycota, Agaricomycetes, Boletales, Suillaceae. The record is from RefSeq and is a predicted model, not a curated record. The transcript has 3 exons. The coding region runs from base 1 to 3564 and encodes 1187 amino acids.
AUGUCAAGCAACAUAAAUCCUCUUCCACUCAUGCGCCGUACAUCCGAGGGCAGUGCACCGUCAACGCCAUCCACACCAUCAAGCAUUCCAUCCUUUCGCGCUAUCCGUAAUCUCCUCCCGUUUGGAAAUAGCAAACCAGCGUCGCCAGCUCAGCCGCCAAUACAAACGAAACACCCUUUCCACUUUUCAUCUCUCCGUCGCUCCAGUGACCGCAAACCUUCCAUCUCCUCUGUCCGGGAUCGACAACACGACCAGGAUAAUCCCCCUGUCAUGUCUAUAUCCCGUCUUGAUGCUGAAGAAUUCACUUCGCACAAGAGGAGCUAUGAUCUUGUCCGUGCUGCCUCUGCCUCUGACAGCCUCCUCCCUUCACUCUCCAUGGCUUCACAGUCUCCUACAAUUGUUGACGACGAGAUGUACGCCCCCGUCUACCCAUGCCCCGCUGACCUUAGUACCAUCCUGGAAGCUGACAAUUCGGGUAUUUCGAGACACAUCCCUUCCUCAAGUCCAUCACCCUCUCCCUCCCCUACUUCGCCACACACUUUCUUUCCAUCCAAGGUCAAGUUCUCCCCACCACCAUCUCAGGACACCUUUCCCAUCUCAAAAGACCCAUCUGCUUCCCAAACUUCUUGUGAUCCCUCCCCCGCCACCUCCAAUCUUGAUCUCUCCCUCUCAAAAUUAUCCGCCGAACUCCAUGAUGCUCUAUCCCCCACCACUGCCGACGGUUGGUCCAGUGUUAUUGUGGUCGAAGAUGCAGAUAUGCCAUUCCCACCUCGGAGAACAAAUUAUGGGUAUGACAGCAAGGAAACGGUUUCGUGUCUUCCUCAGGCCUCAGACCCAGAUGCGACCUUUGACUUCAGCGCGCUUGAUCCUGACCUUGCUGAGCUACUCAGCCCACAUCGCACGCCCAGCAAGGACAAAGAGGAAUCAGCUACUAAUAUAUCCGUGCCAAAUGUAUUCAGUAGUACGCCAUAUGGAGUUGCAUGUACCACAAUCCCUCAAACACCUGGUCCUCGACUUCAUUCCGCGCCUUUCGCUGAACGAUCUACUACACCUUUGUCGCUAGGGCCCCCUGAAGCGCCAUCACGAGAGCCAAUAACGCCUUUAUCGCCUAGCAUACGGUCACCAGCAAUUCACCAGCCUACAACCCCAUUUCCUCGACCUUCACAAGGAGUAGUGCGCUCUCCAGAGCCCUACAAGCUCCCUAUUACCCGUCCCUCACGUCGCCCGCCGUCGCAUUUGCCAAGGCUUAUGCGGAGUGUCUCUUCCGCCCCUCCUUCAAUGGCUGCGGGCACGCCAGUGACCUCAGUCGAAACAGUUACAAGAAUGCAGAGGCGUCAGCCUCCGUCUCCUUUAUCGGCUGGGCAGGUCACAGUGGACACGGUGAUGCGAUCGUCAUCGGAUACUACGGGGUUAAGGGUAUCUUCGGACACGGGUGUGUCUCGCCCAUCAGUAGAUGUCAGCUUCAUACCUCGCUCCUCUUCCGACUCAGGAAUGAGGAAUACUCGCGGUGGAUCAGUGGAGCAGAAUCAACACCCAACGCUGCAGGUACAUGUACCCUCAUGCCCAAGUGUUGAUGUUGUUCCCACCAGAGGGGCAACACCUUCGGUGCCCUGCAUCACCACAACCCUUGUACCUACUUCUGCUGCGCCUUCACCCGCCAGUCUUAGUGCAUCUUCCUCAACCACCCUUAUCUCACCCUCCGCUACCACGACCAGCGCAAAUACAAGGACUCCCACAUCUAGCCCUCCCCCAACUACAAGCGCCCCCCAUGACCCAACCCACCUCCGCCGCCGUCAUCACCCCCACCUCUUUUUCAGCCGGAAGAGAAGCUUAAGUGUCGAUGAGCCUUCAUCCUUAUCUGCUCAUGUUGAAAGACCAGGAUCCAGCGCGAGCAAUCGCCUCAAUGGGACGGGGAGGUCCGGGCUUGGUGUUGGGAAUGGAGUUGGAGAUAGAACAGGGAGAGUCAACCUCUCUCCCGGAGAAAACAGACUUGUGUCCUCCCCACUCACCCGCAGCACGCUUACACCAGGACCUCCAAAUAUGGAAUGGCUCGGUCCAAGGACUGCCAAAGCCUUUGCUGCUGCUGGGCUGCUUGAUGGGGAACGAGAGGAGUCUGGUGCAAGGUUCGAGAGAGAGAGAGCAGGGUCUGUCACUGUCAAUGUCAAUCGCUUCGAGCAGGACCGAGAAAGCGCAAGUUCAGCACUGAGUCGGUAUGACCGCGAAGGUGCCACUUCGGUGAUGAGCCGGUUAGACCGUGAUCGUGAAACGUCUCUUGGCCGUUAUGAUAGAGACUAUUCGACGAUCAACCGGUAUGCUUCAUUGCGGGACCAUGCUCCUUCGCGUGCGGCGUUUUCAGAGGCUGCGAGCUCGUCUUCGCUUGGGACGAGGAGCGCGGGUACGACGGGAAAUGCUGGUGCAGGUUGGAGCCCAAGCCCGACGUUCUCGAGUGCUGCGAGAACUGCGUUUUCGGGGAGCACGGCCCCUACGAGCGUGAGCAGUGGUGUGGGAUCGGGGAUCGGUGCUGGGGCUGGGGCUGGGGCUGGGGCUGGUGUUGGGAAUGCAAUCGGAGCCAACGUCCGGACGCUUCAAGACAAACAUUAUCUCGAAACCUCGGCCCUACUGAAUGCCCUUGCGGACUCCCAGGAGACGUGUAGGAGACUGAGGGAGGAGAAUGGGAUGCUGAGGGAAAGAUUGAGGGUGUUAGAAGCCAUGGCGAACCAGGACAGAGAUGACGUGGGCUUGGGCAGAGGUGUAGGACUUGGCGUGCUUAGCAUGGACGAGGAAGAUGGGUCUGAUAAAACACAUCGCUGCGAUCAAGACUUCGAGCGCUUGCCCCGCAAGCACCUUGCUUCUCUCCGCGUCUCCCCUGCCCACCAAUCCCGAACACUCACGCCCGUCCCCCGCAGGCCUCAUCUCGAACGUUCGCACUCGCAUCUUCCCCAGCAUGGCAGACACCAUACUGUAUCCGCUAAAGCGUCCUACGAUUUCACAUACCGACGGACCCCCUCCCCAUCACGGUCUACGCAGCUCAGACCUUUUUCCCCGCAGAAGAGGCAGCCCCAACCUCCAACCCCAUUGUCCGUCCAGCCUCCUUCCCCGCAGAAAAGACAACUACAGAGACAAAGACGCGCAAGCACAUCCUCGAGCUUAUUCCCCGCUCCACCGCUUGAAAUGUCGAUGUUGAUGCUGGAGGAUGUGGGGUUAUCUGCCACGGUGAGCGAGUCACCGCCCUCUCCUGGCGAUCCCUCCCAUGUUGGCAAAAAACUGGGGCAUAAACAAUCGUAUUCGCAUUCCAUGAUUCCUCGUUCGCACUCCUUCUAUAGACCUCAGCCCUCUUACCCAAGUCAAUCUGUAUCAUUCACCUCCUUCGCAUCGACAGGCACAAUAUCUGCGAGCCCAAGCACUGCGACGUUCUCGAUGACAGAAGCUCCGGGGUCUCCACAUAGUCUACAACUGCGCCCCGAACACGAGCUACACCUUGGCGAUAUGACGAGUUUGAGUCUAUAUGCUAUGAGCGACGGGGAGGGGGAUGAUGGGGAUGAUGGGUGGAAGGAUGAGGUAUGA